AUGUCGACGAUGAUCUAUUUUUCGCUUUGUGUUUUAUUAUUUUCUUCAACCAUUUUAUCAACACCUACACCAGCUGUUGUUUAUUCAGCUGUUAUUCAUAAUCCACAAAGUUCACCACUUCAAUGUACGAUUAAAUGGGCAGGACCAGGACGUACUCCGUUAGAAAAGGAUCUAAUUACAGUUGAAAGCAAUAAAUAUACAGUUGUACCUGAAAAAACCGUAGAUAUGGAUGGUUGGACAGCACGUAAAAUUAUUCGAGUAAUUCGUUGUGGAGAUUUAAAACUAAAAGCACCAUUUCCAAAAGUUAAUACGAUACAAACAUAUUGGGAAUUUCGUGUUGAACCGAAUGAAAUAGUUUCGGUUGGACCAAGUUCAUAUGUAUCCAACGACGAAAAUUAA
Adineta steineri is the source of this 399-nucleotide messenger RNA. NCBI's taxonomy places the organism in Eukaryota, Metazoa, Rotifera, Eurotatoria, Adinetida, Adinetidae. The record is from the annotation of a GenBank genome assembly.